UGCGUGUGUAUAUAUUCCUGCCGCAGCAGCGCCGUAGGUCUUUUCGCUGCCCCUGUUUGUUCGCAUCCCUCCGCUCUGUUGUGGAGGCCCUGCUCUCCUCCUCUCCCCAUUCCUGGUCCCUCGUCCUCCUUCUGUAGAGCGCGAGUGUGUGUGUGUGUGUUAUCCAGGGCUUUCCACCAUGGCCGCUGUUACUCUCUCCCACUGUGCCGCACCCUCCUCAUCUGUGGCACACCGCUCCUCCGAGGUGCUGGGUAGCGCUGGCCCCAAGAUGACCUCCUUCGCAGGGUUGAGGUCUGUGGCGUUCGCUCCCAAACUUGAGAAGAGCUUGAGGAAUGCUGUGGCCGCCGUGCCUUGCUGGCGGCGGGGCGGUGCUAUGUCUAUCAACAUGGUGGCUACACCUGCUGUGCGUGGUGUCGAUGUGGAGUUUCAGACUGAGAUCUUUAAGAAGGAAAAGAUUACCCCUGCCGGCCGUGAUGAGUACAUUGUCCGAGGUGGACGGGACCUGUUCCAUUUGCUGCCGAAGGCUCUUACAGGGAUCAAGAAAAUUGGCGUAAUCGGCUGGGGAUCGCAGGGACCUGCUCAAGCCAUGAACAUUCGCGACUCGCUGGCUGAAAUCAAGUCUGAUAUUGUCGUAAAGAUCGGAUUGAGGAAGGGCUCCAAGUCUUGUGAGGAUGCGAGGUCGGUCGGCUUCACCGAAGAGUCCGGAACUUUGGGUGAUGUUAUUGAAACAGUGGCUGAGAGUGAUUUGGUCCUGCUCCUCAUUUCUGACGCUGCACAGGCUGACAACUACAAGGAAAUAUUCAAAGCCAUGAAGCCCAAUUCUGUCCUGGGUCUGUCUCAUGGCUUUCUCUUGGGUCACCUCAACUCUGUUGGAGACAGCUUCCCUGAUGACAUCAGUGUGAUUGCUGUUUGUCCCAAGGGAAUGGGACCUUCCGUUAGGCGUUUGUAUGUGCAGGGAAAAGAAGUGAAUGGGGCCGGUAUUAAUGCCAGUUUCGCUGUGCACCAGGAUGUUGAUGGAAGAGCCACGGAUGUUGCUCUCGGUUGGUCCAUCGCUUUGGGCUCGCCCUUCACCUUCGCUACUACACUCGAGGAUGAGUACAAGAGCGACAUUUAUGGAGAGAGAGGUAUUCUCCUGGGAGCUGUGCACGGUAUAGUAGAAUCUUUGUUCAGGCGGUACACUGCCCAGGGUAUGUCUGAAGAGGAUGCUUACAAGAACACUGUGGAGGGCAUCACUGGCGUCAUCUCCAAAAUCAUUUCAACUAAGGGCAUUUUGGCUGUUUACGAGGCUUUAAGUGAGGAAGGUAAGAAGGAGUUUGAGGCAGCCUACAGCGCUUCUUUCUACCCCUCUAUGGAUAUCCUCUAUGAGUGCUACGAGGAUGUUGCUUCCGGUAAUGAGAUCCGCAGCGUCGUACUGGCUGGUCGCAGAUUUUCCGAGAAAGAGGGUCUGCCAGCUUUUCCUAUGGGGAAGAUCGAUGGAACCCGCAUGUGGCAAGUUGGUGAGAAAGUUCGGGCUUCACGACCCAAGGGUGACAUGGGUCCACUCCACCCAUUCACUGCCGGUGUAUACUGUGCACUCAUGAUGGCCCAGAUUGAGGUCUUGAGGAGGAAGGGGCACUCGUACUCGGAGAUGGUUAACGAAAGUGUGAUUGAGGCUGUUGACUCUCUCAACCCUUUCAUGCACGCCCGUGGUGUAGCCUUCAUGGUGGACAACUGCUCAACAACUGCUCGUCUCGGUUCCCGCAAAUGGGCGCCACGAUUUGAUUACAUUUUGACUCAGCAGGCUUACACCGCAGUAGAUAACGGAACUCCCAUUAACAAGGAUGUUCUAGAGAGCUUCAGGGCAGACCCGGUUCACCAGGCCAUCGCUGUCUGCGCAGAAUUGAGGCCCAGUGUUGAUAUUGCUGUAGCUGAGGAUGCUGACUACGUCAGAGCUGAAUUACGACAAUAGAGGGACGGUUUCUGGCCCAACGUAGAUGAUUAUUUUACCUUAAGGUCCUAGACCACAGAGGUUUUAAAAUGGGCUUGGAGGUUUAUUUGUGGAGGAUGAAUUGAUUGUUCCUCAUAGAUGUGCCUCCACAAGCGAAUGAAUGCGUUCACGAUCAUGGUUUUUUGCUUGGUUUCUCUUAGUGAAGCUAGCCAUUGUAAUACCAGUUGUAUACCGUGUGUGGACACUCUCCAUGCUCUCUACUGUGUAGUGACCUGAAGCUGGGCAGUGAUGGUUUCACUAACUCCAGGCCCUGCACGAGCCACAAUGAUAUCCAUUGCAGUAGAGUCUAUGCAGUGUUUAAGAUUUUUAAGGUCUGAAACUGGAAAUUGUGUACGAUCAGAGACGCUUUAACAUUAAAGAGCAAAUGCAUGUCGGGCA
Messenger RNA from Physcomitrium patens, 2365 nucleotides. RefSeq names its product ketol-acid reductoisomerase, chloroplastic. Lineage: Eukaryota; Viridiplantae; Streptophyta; Bryopsida; Funariales; Funariaceae. The record is from RefSeq and is a predicted model, not a curated record. Gene Ontology annotation, cellular component: mitochondrion; chloroplast. Gene Ontology annotation, molecular function: ketol-acid reductoisomerase activity. Gene Ontology annotation, biological process: L-valine biosynthetic process.